Molecule: messenger RNA, 993 nt
Organism: Homarus americanus (American lobster)
Lineage: Eukaryota; Metazoa; Arthropoda; Malacostraca; Decapoda; Nephropidae
Product: serine/threonine-protein kinase BUR1-like
Exons: 1
Coding region: 1-993 (330 amino acids)
Source: RefSeq, a predicted model, not a curated record
AUGACCACCACAGGAGACAAGACACAGACUACCAGCAGGAGACAAGACACAGACCACCAACAGGAGACAAGACACACACCACCACAGGGAGAGCCAAGACAUGUAUCUGCAUCACAGGUAGACAAGACACAGACCACCACAGGUAGACAAGACAUGGGACCACCACAGGGAGAGACAAGCACACAGACCACCACAGGGAGUGACGGCCAGACCACCACAGGAGACAGAGACCACCACCAGGAGACAAGACCACCCAGGAGAUGCUACAGACCACCACGCACAGGAGACAAAGAGCGGCAUUCACAGGGAGAUGCUGACACAGACCACCAAGCAGGGAGAGGCAAGACACAAAUCACAGGGAGGAUGCAAGACAGACCACCACAGGGAGACAAAGACAGACCACCACACAGAGAAGACAUUCAGCCACAGGAGAUGGACAUGGACCGCCACCAAGCAGGAGGCAAGACACAGCAUUCACCACAGGAGACAAGACACAGACCACCACAAGCAGGGAGACAGACAUGGGGUGGGAGACCCUCACCACAGGGAGACACACACAUGCAGAUAGUGACAGACCACCACAGGAGAUGUUAUUACAGACUACAGGGAGACACAUGGGACCACCACAAGAUGGACAGACCAAUUACAGAGACAAGGAUGACAGACCAAGGGACAGACAAUCAUGGAGACAAGACAAGGACCCCACCACAGGGGAAACAAGAUACAGACCACAGGAGAGCAAGACAUUCACAGGAGACAGACCACCACAGGGAGAUACAGACCACCAUGCCAGGAGACACAGACCACCACAGGGGGAGACAAGAGUGCUGGGACCCCACCAGCAGGGAGGAUGGACGACCACAGGGAAGCCAAGACACAGACCACCACAGGAGACACAGACCACCUCACAGGGAGAUGCUGACAUGGGACCACCAUGCCAGGAGACAAGACACAGACCACAGAGAAGCCAGACCACCACAGGGAGACAUGUAA